AUGUUAUCCACUCUUUCUUCUUUUUCCUCCUCCUCAUCUUCAUCCUCCGUGUCCCCGUCUCCGUCAUCAUCAUCAUCAACCCCCACACCGACAUCUCUCCCACCUCCACAUUCAUCUGUACCACCGUCAUCACAAACACAAACACCAACAUCAUCACCCCUCCCCUCUUCCUCCUCUCCCUCCUCCCAACCCCCCACCAACCUCGACAAAAUAGCAACCGACCACCCGCUCAUCUACUGGUUCGUCGCGAACGCUAUCAACGUGCACUGUCUCGAUGCGCGGCUCGGGUGCGCGUUUGGGCCGUUUGGGCGGGUGAAGAGGGAGGGUGCGGGUGGGAGGGGUGAUGAGGCUCGGGUUAAGGAGGGUGAUGAGGCUCAGGUUAAGGAUGAGGAUGAGGGAAAUGAUAUGGCGGGGAAGGAAAAGGAUAGGAGCAAGGAUAAAGAUUGA
Psilocybe cubensis is the source of this 447-nucleotide messenger RNA. RefSeq lists its product as uncharacterized. Lineage: Eukaryota; Fungi; Basidiomycota; Agaricomycetes; Agaricales; Agrocybaceae. The transcript has a single exon. Bases 1 to 447 code for a protein of 148 amino acids. The record is from RefSeq and is a predicted model, not a curated record.